Colletotrichum chrysophilum is the source of this 1146-nucleotide messenger RNA. RefSeq lists its product as uncharacterized. The coding region runs from base 1 to 1146 and encodes 381 amino acids. The record is from RefSeq and is a predicted model, not a curated record. NCBI's taxonomy places the organism in Eukaryota, Fungi, Ascomycota, Sordariomycetes, Glomerellales, Glomerellaceae. The transcript has 4 exons.
AUGUCCGACGCUGCAGCAAUGGAUCCCGCGGCGGCGGCGGCGGCUGCUGCUGCUGCCGCGGCAGCCAUGAAGUCCUUCACGAUUGAGGCGUGGACCCUUCUGGCUGUUGGAGUUCUCUUCACCAUCCUCAGAACCUAUGCCAGAGUGAGGGCAGUCGGUUUCAAAGGUCUCCAAGCUGACGACUACCUGGUCUGGGUCGGAGUGGCUGGUCUGGGAAAAGCCUUUAGAAUGCGUAUCUAUGUCGGCUUUGGUUUCCUUAUUGUCAGCUGGAUCGUUGUCGUUGCAAACCUUUUCUUAGCGUGUCGACCCUUUCAUAAGAACUGGCAGAUCUAUCCGGACCCCGGUAAUGUCUGCCAGCCAGCAAUUUCCAACCAGGUCGUCUGGGUCUACCUUUCAUUCAAUGUCUCGACGGACCUUUACCUGUUGUCGAUUCCCCUUCCUAUGCUUUGGCAGGCCAAGCUAAAGCCCCUGAAGAAAUGGGGUCUGCUCUUUCUCUUCAGCGGUGGUCUUUUCGUCAUUGUCUGCGCCACCCUUCGAUGUGUUCUGAUUGUAACUGAUCCCCAAAAUGGAGCACAACUUGCCGGCUCGUGGGCAGUUCGAGAAACUUUCGUCGCUGUCAUUACAGCUAACCUGCCAAUGGUCUUCUCCAUCGUCAAACAGUGGCUGACGCCAGUUUUCGGCUCCCUCAUCACCUCGAUACGUUCGUCGCAAAGACAGACCGAGAACACGCCAAGAGAAGUGCGCACCUUUGGCGCCGGCAGCAACCAGAGCUGGCGCGGACGCGGCCCUCCUUCAGCAUACCCGAUCACCAACAUCACCUUCAACGAAAGCGAGGAGCGCAUGGUCAAUGAGAUCAAGAUGCAAGACGUCAAGGCUUGGGGUGACCCGUACGCCGACGGAAGACCGCCUACCAGGUCCCACAGCAUGAGCAGAAGUGCGAGCACCGCCAGCAGGCAUAGAAACGGCAAUAUCAGGAGGGAUAUCGAGGUCGCCAUCACCACCGAGGUCCGCGAGCUGAAGCCUGAUGCGAACGGCAACAUCAAGAGCGUGUCGCCUCGAAGCUUUUCGUUUGCCAGAGGCCCGAAGAGGAACUCGAAGAGAGCAUCGGCGCACAGCGCGGUGUUUGAUGCUAAUAACAGGAUUUAA